CCGUAGGUGGCGCGCAUGCGCCCUGGCCGCGCCCGGUCCCCUUUUGGCGCCGCGGGCAGAGCGGAGCCCCGCGAGAAAUCUCCCGGCGGCGCGGCCCGCGCGCCACUUCCGGCCGGGCUCCUAACAACGGGGGAAGCUGGCAACCAGGGAGGGGGGAUGGCGGAGCGGGCGGCGGCGGCGGGCGGGGAGGCGGCGGCGGCGGCGGCGGGCCGCAAGGCGCGGGGCCGGCCGCGGCUCACGGAGUCGGACCGGGCCCGGCGGCGGCUCGAGUCCCGGAAGAAGUACGACGUGCGGCGCGUGUACCUGGGCGAGGCGCACGGGCCCUGGGUGGACCUGCGGCGCCGCAGCGGCUGGAGCGACGCCAAGCUCGCCGCCUACCUCAUCUCGCUGGAGCGCGGCCAGCGCAGCGGCCGCCACGGGAAGCCCUGGGAGCAAGUCCCCAAAAAGACAAAGAGGAAAAAACGGCGGCGGAGGAACGUGAACUGUCUGAAGAACGCAGUGAUCUGGUACGAGGACCACCAGCAUCGCUGCCCCUACGAGCCCCACCUGGCAGAGCUGGACCCCACCUUCGGGCUGUACACCACGGCCGUGUGGCAGUGCGAGGCGGGGCACCGCUACUUCCAGGACCUGCACUCGCCCCUCAAGCCCCUGAGCGACUCGGACCCCGACAGCGACCCCGCGGCCAGCGGCCAGGCCGCCAGCAGCUCUGACUCCUCCGACUCGGACUCGUGCUCGGCCCCCGGCCCGGCUGCCCCCAGCCCAGCCCCGCAGGAGACCCUGGGCACCCCGGGCUGCGGGCCCCCUGACGGACUGGAGGCCGUGGUGUGCCUGCCGCUGCCCAUGCAGGUGGGCGCGGGCCCCGAGGCGCUGGGCGAGGUGGUGGCUGGCUGCCCGGUGCCCGGCCUGGCCCCCGGCCCGCAGGUGAUCAUCAUCGCCGGCCCGGCCUACGACGCCCUGGCAGCCGAGGGGCUCCGGCUCAGCGUGGCGGCCUCGGGGGGCGAGCCCGGCCCCGGGGCGCUGCUGGAGGGCCUGGCCGCCUUCUCGGGGGACCCCGCCGCGCUGGCUGGCCCCGACGCCAAAAAAGAGAAGCAGGACCUGUUCGCGCUCAAGGAGGAGGAGCAGGAGCCGGGGACCCCCGAGCUGACCGAGCUGACCGCCGCCCAGGUGCCGGAUGGCGCCGAGCUGGACAGAGGGGACAUGUCGGCCAUCAUCUACGAGAUCCCAAAGGAGCCUGAGAAGAGGCGGCGCAGCAAGCGGUCGCGGGUGACAGACGCCGACGGGCUGCUGGAGAUGUUCCACUGUCCCUACGAGGGCUGUAGCCAGGUCUACGUGGCCCUGAGCAGUUUCCAGAACCAUGUCAACCUUGUGCACCGGAAAGGAAAAACCAAAGUGUGCCCACACCCAGGCUGCGGGAAGAAAUUCUACCUGCCCAAUCACCUACGGAGGCACAUGAUCAUCCAUUCGGGAGUGCGUGAAUUCACCUGUGAAACCUGCGGGAAGUCCUUCAAGAGGAAGAACCACCUGGAGGUUCACCGGCGCACGCACACAGGCGAGACGCCACUACAGUGCGAGAUCUGCGGGUACCAGUGCCGGCAGCGCGCCUCGCUCAACUGGCACAUGAAGAAGCACACGGCCGAGGUGCAGUACAACUUCACCUGCGAGCGCUGCGGGAAGCGCUUCGAGAAGCUGGACAGCGUCAAGUUCCACACGCUCAAGAGCCACCCGGACCACAAGCCCGCCUGACGCCCCCCCCCUGCACCCCGCACCCCGCACCCCUAUUUAUUUACCCCAGAGCGCCGGGUCCCCGGGGCCUCUGGAACUGUGUGGCGACUACGAGAGAGAUUAAAGAGCGAGCAAGGAGAGGCCCCGCCCCAGGCCUGGUGAUUUGGAGCUGCGGGGCCGCUGUGCUGGGCAGGGGUGGGGUGGGGGGAGCCUCGCCUGCGCGACCCUCCGCCUCCUCCGCCUCCGCAGGCAGAGAUGCGAAGAGACACCAGAGAGCGGGAUCUCCCCACGGGGCCUUAGCACCUGCCGUGUGGUGCCAGGGUCUUAAACCUGGGCCCUUCGCCUCCUUGGUGGGCGCGUGCUCUCUCUGUCUCUCUCUCUCGCCUUCCCAGUUGGCUUGGGACCCUCGUUGCCCACCUCCAACCCCUCCUCGCAGGACCCAGUGGGCAGCAGGGGUGGUGGGGCUGACACACACGUCCGGGAACCACGCCAGGCUCCCAGCAACAGCCUGCGUGUGUGUGUGUGUGGGGGGGGGGGGGGGUAAGUAUGCAUGGGAAUGUGUGGUCAGGGAGGACUUCUCGGAGGAGGCGGCAUCUGCUGCACCAAGUUGGGAAGAAUGACUUAGCACAGGCGCCCAGCUGUCAGAACCAGGCUCAGCGUGUUCCCGGGGCAGGGGAGCCGCCCUGGCCGCAUUCCCCAGAAGAGGAGGAGGCCGCCCCCGGGGGAGAGUGUCACGAGCUGUGUGGUCCCAGGUGGCCGCCCCCUUGUGACCUUGGGGGGGGCCAGCCAACCUCACCCUGUGCCCGGGGACCCCCCGACACACCCCACAGCCAGGGUCACACACCCCCAAACUCAGCAUUCAUCCCCCCACCCAGAUCAGGCACCGUUUUUUGCAAAGGGGGGGGAAGUCUGCGCCCCUGCCCAGCAUAGUCCCCGGUUUCCAUGGGAGCGCCCC
Erinaceus europaeus (western European hedgehog) is the source of this 2677-nucleotide messenger RNA. It is a transcript of the gene ZNF653, whose product is annotated as zinc finger protein 653. Gene Ontology annotation, cellular component: nucleus. Gene Ontology annotation, biological process: regulation of transcription by RNA polymerase II. The transcript is spliced from 9 exons. Gene Ontology annotation, molecular function: transcription coregulator activity. Lineage: Eukaryota; Metazoa; Chordata; Mammalia; Eulipotyphla; Erinaceidae. The record is from RefSeq and is a predicted model, not a curated record. Bases 16 to 1743 code for a protein of 575 amino acids.